Messenger RNA from Emericellopsis cladophorae, 399 nucleotides. RefSeq lists its product as uncharacterized. NCBI's taxonomy places the organism in Eukaryota, Fungi, Ascomycota, Sordariomycetes, Hypocreales, Bionectriaceae. The transcript has 3 exons. The coding region runs from base 1 to 399 and encodes 132 amino acids. The record is from RefSeq and is a predicted model, not a curated record.
AUGGCGGCUAAGAGCGCGGCAUGCGUCAUGGUCACACAAGAACAUCUUACCUACGAACAAAAGGUGCAUAUCGCCUUUUGGUGCAAGGACAAGGCUCAGGCCGAGGAAUGCCACAAGGCUCUUCGAAGACACGCACCUGGAUACGUGUAUUGUGAGAUCCCCGAGAAGAAGAGCCACUUUGUGGUCCACUUUGUCGAGAAACAGGGCUAUGACUUGGAGACAAACUGGCUGGCCCUGCAGUGGAUCAUGGCUGAUCUUCCCUUUGACGGGUCGCGUGUGCCGGACGGCGUCCACUUGCCUCACUAUGAAUAUGUCUACAGCGGCCCAGGGGAGGUGUGUGAGGAGACCACGAAUCACAUGGCCAAACGCGAGCAGGAGAGGCAGGCUGCAGAGCAGUAG